Molecule: messenger RNA, 1433 nt
Organism: Marchantia polymorpha subsp. ruderalis
Lineage: Eukaryota; Viridiplantae; Streptophyta; Marchantiopsida; Marchantiales; Marchantiaceae
Source: the annotation of a GenBank genome assembly
CCUUUUGAAACUUGCUCAUCGCAUGAAUUCCAAUCGGUACGAGGAUUGGAACGAGAGUUUUGUGAGAAACGAGAUCGGCAAGAGUUCAUGACUCUGACACUUUACAACCACCCUCUUCCUCCACUCGCACAUUAGAGGUUUUCGUAGAAAUGUAGCUUGGGAUCUUGCACCAAAGAAGGUCGAAAGGGAAGCAAGCGGAUUGAUAUGAAUUUCAUGUUUUCCCUCCAACGAAUGGUUAGGUGUGUGUGACAAGGUACUGGUGCUCCAUCUUGAUAGAAAAUACUCGUUUCGGUGAAAGUGAGACAGGAAAUGCCGUCGCUGCAGGAUAUAUAGCAGCGCGUAGUUUUUCACCGACAAAUCUGUCCAUCAAUCUCAUGAUCAAACGAUUAUUUCAGGAUUCACACCAGAUUCGUUCGCGGAAUACAUUUUUGUUCUCUCAGAAGUAUUUUUUUUCUCGUUCAACUAUAAGACCGGAAACAACAUUUGAAGACUGGAUAUCUCUCGAAACGUGUCUUCUUCAAAUUGCCUUCUACGAGCCUUACACGCAAUCUAGCAAGUUACGCAAGAACAAAACCCACUUAAUGGAGGAAAGUAAAAUCAGAAUCAUCUAAUCUGAGUCAUGCUUGUGUCCUUAGUGGCGGCCUGUACACCAACACUCGGUGUGCGAACAAAACACGUUUAUCGCUAACGUGAUCUUUGUGAGCUAUUCUUGUUGAUACAAGAAGUAAUGUGCGAUCGUCAGUCGUCACCAGAAAGAAAAAUCCGUUCCUAGGCAGCACUGGAAUGAAGCUUGAAAGGCGUACGAAACCAAUCGAUCGGGCUCCCACCGCUGAAACAAGGGUGCGCUGGACACUCGAGGUUCCAAGACAGAACAUGCAGGAGACCCCGAGAGCCGUGAAGGUCAAACCUUCAAUGUGGUAAAGCACAUAGAGGCCAUUCCGCGCGCUACAACAAUUGAAGUGAUGAAGACCAAACGAUUAGUGAGAACCACAUCGUGCUCUGCUCCGCCCCUGCUUUUGUCCUGCGACAUCACUCGAUCGGAAGUGGAAAUUGAAGCCUGAAUACUAAAACCUUAGUUACGCUUGGCCUAGGCGGAAAACAGUUGCGUCUUCGACAGAUAGCAAGAAGUAUACGCCGCAGAAAAGGCUUAGGGUUGGCCUGAGCUGCGAACGAGCCAGGGUUUUCAUACAAGCUUCAAUCGAACCAUCUGCGAAAAUCUCCUACGGUCCCUGCCGUUCCCCCUGUGCUCUUCGUCUUGCUCUUGCUCGUCGGUCCAUCCGAGAAGUACUUCGUUCGAUAUUCUGUGACUAAUUUGUCGAGUUUGGAUUCAGAGGCCUUAGCUUUUGUGAGCAUCUUCAGUCUUUUCUUUUCUCUCAGACUGGCCUCAUCAAUCUCCUGAAUUUGCUGACUUGCAAACUUUUUCGCUGGGCCUC